Messenger RNA from Musca vetustissima, 1236 nucleotides. Its product is annotated as synaptic vesicle glycoprotein 2B-like. The transcript has 5 exons. NCBI's taxonomy places the organism in Eukaryota, Metazoa, Arthropoda, Insecta, Diptera, Muscidae. The annotation marks the transcript as partial. Gene Ontology annotation, biological process: transmembrane transport. The record is from RefSeq and is a predicted model, not a curated record. Gene Ontology annotation, cellular component: membrane. Gene Ontology annotation, molecular function: transmembrane transporter activity.
AUGCAGUUCUCCGAUGGCAAACAUUCACGACCGUCGUCGUCAUCUUCCUCAACAACGGAUGCUGUCGAUAAUGCAAUGAUAAGUGGCCAUCAUCAUCAAGGAGAAGGCAUGGCGGGCCAGUCCAUGGAUAAUCACAAUGCAGCUGCAAGUUACAUAGCUUUGGAGCCAAAAGGUUCUGCGCCCAGUGCCUGGGAUUAUAAUGAAAUUUUAAAUAUUUUGGGUUUUGGUAAAUUCAAUUGGCUGAUGCUGCUCAACAGCGGUCUACUGACGAUCACCUCAAUGGCAGCCCAGUUGGCCGUGGGUAUUAUUGGCAUUUCAUCGCAAUGUGAAUUUAAUAUGACUCAGAGUGAAAAGGGUGUCAUGAUGGCGGCGUGUGUUACAGGAAUUGUCCUCUCCACAUAUCUUUGCGGUUAUGUCUGCGACAUUUUAGGGCGUCGCACAGUCCUAAUGUGGGCCAUGUUUAUAACAAACGUCCUCCAAUUAAUAUCGAUGUUUGUCUCCAACAUAUGGGUAUUUAAUUUUGUAAAUUUCCUUAUGGGCAUCAGUUUGGGUGGUGUCUCCUCUGGGCUGUAUCCCUACUUGGGUGAAUUUACCAGUAACAAAUAUCGAGCAGUGGCCAUAAAUUAUUCCACAAUGUUUGUAAGCGUAACGGCCAUUUAUGUGCCUGCAAUUUCAUGGUGGGUAUUGUCUGCCGACUGGUCAUGGGAAAUAUCCUCCAGUCUGACAUUUCGCCCAUGGCGUUUAAUUAUAUUGUUAAGUAUGUUGCCGGGAUUUAUUGCUGCUCUAAUGUUGGUGGUAUUUCCGGAAAGUCCUCUGUUUUUAAUGGCUCAGGGUAGGCAUGCUGAGGCGGUAAAGGCAUUGAAUUACGUCUCAAAACUCAAUACUGGAUUGGACUUAGAAAUGGUACUGAAGACUCCAAAUGUUGUACUGAAACCUGAAGAAAUUUCAGAUGCAGCUUUGGUCUCAGGCACUGGGGGUUGUAGUUUUAUAUCGAACAUUUGGAAGGCCACCCUGCCAUUGUUCCACAAACCCCAUGGCAUAAAUGUUAUCCUGGCCGUUUGUGCCAUGUUUGGUAUGUUGUUUUCAUCGAAUGGUAUGCAAAUUUGGUUCCCGGAAAUUGUAAAUAGGUCAGCGGGUGGGGUACAGAAUGUCAGCUCUACAAUAUGUGCGAAGUUGGAAGACUCAUAUGCCAGGGAUCAUAUGGCCGCCAUGGAUGCCACAAAUAUUGGGGAGACG